This is a messenger RNA of Limulus polyphemus (Atlantic horseshoe crab), 3073 nucleotides long. RefSeq names its product calpain-15-like. Gene Ontology annotation, cellular component: cytoplasm. The annotation marks the transcript as partial. Gene Ontology annotation, biological process: proteolysis. The transcript is spliced from 4 exons. Gene Ontology annotation, molecular function: calcium-dependent cysteine-type endopeptidase activity. The record is from RefSeq and is a predicted model, not a curated record. Lineage: Eukaryota; Metazoa; Arthropoda; Merostomata; Xiphosura; Limulidae.
GAUGAAUGUAUGUCGGGUCAGCUGUGUCUUUGAAUUUAAAAAGGGUAAGCCUAAUUUUUCUCUUGGUAUUUAUAACUAAGUUAGUCAGUGCAUAUUUAAGUGUAGGUUACAUUUUAUUUAGGAUUUUAAAGGGCGUUUUAUUGAAGAACUUUUGAACAUGGGAUCAAAUGCCUCGGUUUUACAGUGGUAUUGUAAAAAUUGUACAUCAAUAAACCCCACCGAAAGAUCAUCGUGUUUAUUUUGUGGUGCCAAACGUCAGCCUGCUGCUUCUUUAGAUUUACAAAGAAACGUAGGUCUCAGUGAAGAAAAGAGGCAAACCUCACCAAAACGUAAAGAGCCAGGCCUUUUUCCCACACAUAUUGUUUCAGUAAACAGUAGCCCUCCUGUUGAUGGUAGAUCUCCAACAAAUUCAAGAAUUCAUGAUUUUGAGUAUCAGUCAAGCUCUCAUAGUCAUAGCGAAUGUUUUCCAGCAUCUGGUUUUCUUUCAUCUGUGGAAGCAAAAAGACAAAAAAACAAUAAGGCCCAAAAUUCACUGCUGCUAGAAUCAACAUCUGACACCAGUGAAUAUUCUUUAAAAGCUGAGAAAUUUCCAGCAUCACGGUGUAUUGUACCAUCACGGAAUGUGCAUGUGAUUCAUGAGAAAAGACCCGUAGCCUUUCCAAAGCCCUUAUCAGUCACUUAUGAUAAGGAAACCAUCAAUGGUAAUGAUAGUCUUCCUGAACUAGGGAACAAGGACCAGGUACCGCCCAUAAUCUCACCUGCUAGUGAUACCAGCUUAAAUCUAUCAGACAAACAUUUUCAAAAUGUUGAAGAUACUCUAAGUAAUAGAGAUAGGGAUAGAUCAAGUUUUCUUGAUAAAAGUUUCAUUAAAUGUAUUCGAAAGAAAACUCCCAAAUGGAGGUGCAGUAAAUGUCAGUCCUUGAAUUGGGAAACAUGUUCUGUAUGUAUGGUUUGUGCAUCUCAUCAAAAUGAGAGUUUAGGAGAAAGGUCAGGUUCUGUUGAAGAUAGUUGUGUAGACGAUAAAGCUUUCAGUGAUAGGCCAGGCUCUGUUGAAGAUAGUUUUGAAGAUGAUAAAGCUCAAAAGGAACAGACUUCGGUAACCACAUUUAUAGAGGCGAGUGUUUCGUGUUCUCAGACUUCCUUUAGGGGACUUGAAGUUGAUCAAAAUGUUAACAGAUCAACUGCACCAAUACCUUUGGAGUCUAAUGAUUCUCAUCAGAUCAUAGAAUCUGUGCAAAACUGUGGUCCUGUAAAUCAUCAGAUCAUAGAAUCUGUGCAAAACUGUGGUCCUGGAAAUCGAGACUUUGAAUUUCAUUCUCUAACCUCAGAUACUGCAUCUCCCAAACAUCUUCCAAAAAUAGAGUCAAAGUGGAAAUGUGAUAUUUGUCACUUUCUAAACAUUCCCUCCACAAAUCACUGUAUAGUUUGUCAAAAUUCUAGAACAUUUCAAUCAGAAGAAGUAAACAGAGAAGAAGUAUCGUCUGCUCCAGGAUUACGUAACGAACUGAAGGUGAGCUCUCCUAAAAGGCAACGUUCGUUUUCUGAUCGUAUUAAAGCUAAGCUGUUCCGUCAGUCUUCAGAAGGCUCAACAGAAGUCAAUAGCAACACAAAAAGAACUCUUGUGGCAAAUUCUCACUCUGCAGAAGAUGUUAUGACAGUCAACAGUGACCAACAGUUAUCGUGGGUUUGUAAAUCUUGUACAUAUGAAAAUAAUUCAGUUGCAGAAUGUUGUGAGAUUUGUGAUGCUACUAGAGUUGUUAACAUUCCAACCUCCAUUAAGCUCAGGAAUUCCUUUAGUUUAGGUUUCUUGACAGAUCUGAGGCCUCGAACUACAACAAACAGCACCCAGCAGCCUCCAGCUACAAGAAAAUCUAACAACUGUUUAAAAAGUAAGUCGUUAUCUGAAGUUUGUACCACAGAGUGUUUCACAAAUAGCCCAGUAUUAAAACAUAGACCUAACGGGACUCUUGAGGCAUCAAAUACAGACAAGCAUUUGAUUGUUGACCUAACAGAAGAACUUCCUCAUGAGGGAGAAAUGUCCACUUCUCUUACAUCUGAUUCUUCCUGGCCACAGAGUUCUCACUCUAGUAUAACAGGUGGUAAUCAGCGAACCUUUUCUAAUAGUAACCAGGAGAUGAAUGUGCGGUUAAGCCAGGUGUUGGGAGUGGCUAUUAUUGACAGAUGGACCUGCAUUCGCUGUACUCUUAUAAAUCCUUCCACAGACAAUAUCUGUAGUGCUUGUGGAGGGUCAAAAGUGAACAGCACAACAGAUCGUCAGUUCCGAACCUUAAAACCCAAGGAAAGCUGGGCUUGUUUGAGGUGUACUCUCCGGAAUCCUAAAAGUGCUCCUGAAUGUGCAGCAUGUAGCUAUCAGCGAGAGACUCUUGAUAAUUCUCACCAGCCAAACACUGCAACGCUUCGCUAUGGCAGUGUACGGAGUGUCCGAGAAGGGUGUUCAGAUGGGUGGGACUGUUCGGCCUGUACGUACCGUAACAGUGGAGGACAUGUGGUGUGUGAAAUAUGUCAUUCCUCCCGUAGUCUCUUGUCACUCAGGCCAGAUACUGCACACACUCGAGCUAUACCUCAACAGGGAGAGAGUGAACUGAUGGAGGAAUUGCGUAGGAUUGAAGAAGAUGAGGCCAGACAGAAAUGGGAGGACAUUGUUAACUUUUGUAAGCAGAAUAAUGAGCCGUUUGUAGAUGACUCUUUUCCACCUGUUCCAAAGUCCUUGUAUUAUAAUCCUGAAGAACCCCGUGAGGAGGGUGAAGCUCAUUGGUUGAGACCUCAGGAAAUCACCUAUGAUAUAGCAGAAAGCAGGACAAAGUGGGCUGUUUUCCGAACAACUGCUAUGCCUUCAGAUAUAACUCAAGGGGUGCUAGGCAAUUGUUGGCUUCUAAGUGCAUUAGCUGUGCUUGCAGAGCGUCCAGAGUUAGUAGAACAAGUUAUGGUCACCAGAGAAAUAUGUCCACAAGGGGCUUACCAGGUUCGUCUGUGUAAAGAUGGUAGAUGGACGACAGUUUUAGUAGAUGAUCUGCUACCCUGUGAUAAUCGUGGUCUUUUACUUUAUUCACAG